AUGACCGAUCCGUUCAGCAUUGUAGCUGGCGUAGUCGGCAUCGUUGCCGCUACUGCCCAUGCUAUACACGCAGCCAUCGACUUGAUCGACAAGAUCGAAAGCGCACCGACAGCAGUCUGUCAGAUAAGAGCCGAGCUCAACGAUACCGAGUCCGUCGUCCGACACCUCGAGAAAAUCUUGGAUAGUAGCGGAAAGACUACAACUUGGACAAAGCUAUUGGGCGAGUCCAGACUAUCUCAAGCGUUGAAUACGCUGAAAAGUGUUUGUGAGAAUUUCACAUCUACACUAAGACAAUGGACUCGGCACUCGACAUCUGGCGACAAACUGUCUUUCCUCGACAACAUCAACGUUGUUUUGCACAGUACCAAGAUGUCUCAGCUGUCCGUACAGCUGGCAAGUUGCAAAGACACGGUGAUGUUGGCCUUGAACUGCUGUGCCNUUAAAGUUGUUGGUCGAUUUGAAGCGCUAACAGAUGGCAGACAAGGACAGGUCCAAAACGCACACAACACGGAACGUAUCGUCGAGCUGAUGACGCAAGAAAGAGAGGCUACCAGACUUCUUGCUGCUCAAAGAGCUGUGAUCGAGGGCCUGCGCCCAGAAGAAGAACGACUCCAGAUCGUCAAAGCGCAGUCGGAAGACACUGGCGAUAUCGAUGACAUCGAAAGAGUUGAAGACGAUAUCCGCGAUAUUUCUCGAGCACGCAUCGCCGUCAGUCAAUUUGCGACCGUAAGCGAAUACGUCGCAAAGUCAUCGAGAGCGGUCCGGGCCAAUCAAGAUAUCGGGAAUGUUGUCAUCGCAGAGCUGGGCUAUGGAACCGUCGGUAUAAGUAAUGUUGACGACAUUUCGGACGUGAAGCAGAAGAUUGGUGAUNGUGAGCGUCGGCAAAAGGGCACCGUAUUCGUCGGCAUUCACAACAACAUCGACCACAACGCUGCUCUGGCUAACCGCUGGGGCCCUGCGAGUUAG
Messenger RNA from Aureobasidium musti, 966 nucleotides. Lineage: Eukaryota; Fungi; Ascomycota; Dothideomycetes; Dothideales; Saccotheciaceae. The record is from the annotation of a GenBank genome assembly.